CUUCGCGUUGCCUUCUCGUCGCUUUGCGUCGCCCGACAGGAAAUCGCAGCUCUACCGUCUUUGCAUUUACUUUGUAUGUAAACUCACCUCCCCUUCGCUUUUGGUCUGAAAGCACAGUAAGUUCAAUUUUAGAGAAUUAUAAUAACAUAAGUUGCCAGUUAGAUAGCUUUACAUAUUUUGAAUUUGCCAUUAAGGUAACGUUAGCCUAUUGGUUGAGAGACAUGUUGUGCUAACUAGCUUAUGCUAAGCUCAUUUUUCCAGUGUUCACUGGCUGCUUGCUAACACUGUGUACCUCAGGUUGAUCAUUUAGGCUAAACUAAAGAAAAACUGACUGCUUUUCACUGACUUUGAAUGACGAGUUUCACCAUUUGAGUGAGCGCGCAUAUCAGGGACAGUGGGUGUUCUGUGUGUCUGAACUUUGACUCAUUUUCCACUCAUUCAAGUCAACAGAACCCCGUGAUCAAAGGCGACCAGAACAAAGCUGACUUUAAGUCUCUGCCACUUGAAGUCGUUUUAGGCGGAAAGGCCACCUGUCUGUCUGUCUGUCUGUCUGUCUGCCCGACUGACUGACUGACAGAAAAGUGGUGACGUUGCAGGAUGACGCAGACAAUGAUGAUGAUGCAACGCGGAGAUAACGGAGCUGGUUCAUAGACCUUCGCAAAGGAUGGUCUCAAAGAUCCCUUCAGGGUCUGCUCUGCCAGACAGCAAGACACGAUGCAGGGACAGCGGGCCACCGCGGCUUCAUGCUGAACCGGAUCAGAAGAAGCAGGCCAAGAGCUUCACGCGGAGAGAUGGGCUGAGGGUGUGCGCGUGCACAUGCUCGUGUGCAGGAGUGACUCAGUUGUAUAAAACUUCUCCAAGAGUGCACAGAGACCACAGAGUGAGUUUGUGUUGUUUAGGGUCCUCUUUAUUUUUUCCCUGAAGACAACUCUAAAACAGUAGAAAACUUUCGCAGGUCGGACACCCACGAUGUUUCCCUGCAGCGCUCUUCCGCCUCCUCUCUACCCGGGCUUACUGCGUCCCCCUGCGGCUCUCUCCUCGCCCCUGACCCGGUCACUCCCCUCGGGCUUCCUAGUAGAAGAUCUCCUCCGAUUAAGCCAGCCUGUCAGCUACGUACAUCGGACUUUCUCUGCCAGAAGUCCCGGGGACAUUCUCCCGCUCAGCCCCGGCCCGGGCGCCUCUCCCCGGGCGUUGGGACCCAGCACAGAGCGGUCUGUGCUUCAGAGCUCCGGCCAGCCGAGCCGCAGCAGCCCCGGCUCUCCGCAGACCGUCUGCCCGGACUCCGGCUACCUCAAGUUCGGCGUCAGUGCGAUACUGGCACCGUCAACCCGGAGCGUCCAGAGUUUUCAGGCUAAGUCCUUCCCUUGGUCUUUCUUUGAUGGAAGCCUCCAUCCUUUCAUCAGAGCCUCCUACUUCACAGCCUCCUCCACUGCGAUUCCUGUCCCGGGGACGUUUUCAUGGCCCCCGGCUCCCAGAGGGAAGCCCAGGAGGGGCAUGCUGCGGCGGGCUGUGUUCUCAGACCUCCAGAGGAAGGCCCUUGAGAGAACUUUCCAGAGGCAGAAAUACAUAAGCAAACCGGACAGGAAGAAACUUGCCAGUAAACUUGGACUUAAAGACUCCCAGGUGAAGAUCUGGUUUCAGAACCGCAGGAUGAAAUGGAGGAACUCCAAGGAGAGGGAGCUGCUAUCGACGGGCGGCUGUCGCCAGCAGACCCUUCCCACUAAAACCAACCCCCACCCAGACCUCACCGAUGUAGGCAGCACCUACUGCCACAGGCUGGACAGGACUGCACCCCCCAGCCAGGCACAGCUGGACAGCCAGGACUCACAUCUUCACCACCACCACCACCAUCAUCACAAUCCUUCCUCUCCGUCAGAGUCCAGCAAACAGUCCUCAGAGUCAGACACUGAAGAAAUCACAGUUUCAUAAGACCAGUCCACAGAACAACCUGCUCUGAGACACGGUCAGCUGUGAAGGAUGGCAGGACAGAAAAAGAUUUAAAGAAACUGGCGAAUGGAAGGAAAUACCACGAGAGUUUGAAUCUGCUCUGUACAUAGCUGUGUUUUCUCAGCCUUUCAGUGCCAUUUUUCUGUACAGUGUUGUUUAUAUUACUUUUAUAUGUAGUUCAGUAUAUCUAUAUACAGUAACUAAGGUAUGCUGAGCUAUUUUAGAUAUUUGUAGAUUGAAAUGUUUAAAACUCUUAAAUAUACAAAUUGUUCUUUCCAUACAUAUUUGUAUUCUUUAUAUUUUCUCAAAUAAAUCUUGAAAAGAC
Micropterus salmoides (largemouth bass) is the source of this 2272-nucleotide messenger RNA. Its product is annotated as homeobox protein DBX1-B-like. The record is from RefSeq and is a predicted model, not a curated record. Lineage: Eukaryota; Metazoa; Chordata; Actinopteri; Centrarchiformes; Centrarchidae. Gene Ontology annotation, biological process: cell differentiation in spinal cord; regulation of transcription by RNA polymerase II. The transcript is spliced from 6 exons. Gene Ontology annotation, molecular function: DNA binding; DNA-binding transcription factor activity, RNA polymerase II-specific. Bases 970 to 1929 code for a protein of 319 amino acids.